Stereum hirsutum FP-91666 SS1 is the source of this 3888-nucleotide messenger RNA. RefSeq lists its product as uncharacterized. NCBI's taxonomy places the organism in Eukaryota, Fungi, Basidiomycota, Agaricomycetes, Russulales, Stereaceae. The transcript has 8 exons. The coding region runs from base 46 to 3720 and encodes 1224 amino acids. The record is from RefSeq and is a predicted model, not a curated record.
CGACAGACGUCUAACCGUCUUCUUGGUCUUCAGCCUCAUGAAAGCAUGUCUAAAUUCGUAACUUUAGCUGUUCUGGUUGACUCGAGUCUUACGCUAGGGUCAGAAUGGCCAACUCUUCAGAAGGAGUAUCUCCAGCCCAUCAAUGCCCGCGUGAGUGAGCUGCAUCCUAAAUCACAGCUUCGCAUAGCCUGGGUAACAUACGGCCCAGGAGAUGGGUACUACAGCCCCAUACUGACGACACGCUUCUUCUCAUUACCGGAGUCCAUUACCAACGAAUGCUUGCCGGAGAACACGAAGGCACUUUGUCUGGGGGAGACAGGGACUGGUGGUUCGACGGGAAUGGCAGCCCUGGAGGGCUAUGCUGCGCUCCUAGAGAUGCUCGAUAUAUUUGACAAGGAGAAGGAGUUCAGACCAUUACGCCCACGGAAUAUGAAUCAGCCAGCAGAAACGGAACCUUCACCACGCGAGAUCCCUUCAUACUUUGUCCACUUCGCUGCCGGAACUCCAGACGGUGUUACACAUCCUCAGUGGAACAACUCGCCUGCCCUCGACUCGCUGUCGUGGGCUACACUUCCUGCGGAGCUUAAGAAGCGUAAUGUUAUAGUGAGCAUGAUCCUCCUGCGACCCAUCCCACAACUUGCAGAAGCUUUUGCUGUGUUCAAUGGCGGACGCCCAAGCACCUGGCCGAAAGCAAAAUCACACCAUCAAGUUCUUGUUUCUGCCGCCCUGGUGUCUGCUACACCAAGCAAAGGACCUAAUAAACGCCCCGCCGACACUUCAGGUUCACCCACCACGCACAAACGCCAACGCUCUCAGGCCACGAACGCAAUCGCAUCUAACCAACCACCCCAGAAUAGCCCCAAGACUUCCAAUCCUCAGCCGGCCUCACAUCCCGCCCCUGCCCCUGCCCAACGCCCGCCAUCAGCAGUUGUACCAGCACCUAUACCAGGACCGUCAUCAGCCUCCAUACCUCCCCCAAUCCCUCAGACGUCUAGUCCUCCGAUCCCGCCCCAUCCUAACUCUAUGUCUCUACCACCGAAUCUUCCUGCACCUAUGGUGCCGUCAAACGCAGCGGGAGCACCAGCCGGGGCACCUAUGGGUGCGCCGACGAGAGGACCUUCACCUGCUAAGCCGGCGAAGGGUAACAGACAUCCUACACCCGUUCUUUCGAAUCUCCCUGUUCCCAAUCUUCAGCCUCCACCACACGCUCAGCCACAGGCACAGCAACCGCAAGCACCACACCCACCGCAACCUCAACCUCGUCCUCAACCACCUCCUACCCAGCCCGUCGUAUCCCAGGCGCAACCGCAACCGCAACCGUCAUCGUCCCAGCCCACUCAGCCUACGUCUUCUAUCCGGCUUCCUCAAUCUUACGAGUACACGGUCAAGGAAGCCGCCAUCGCAAAGGGUAUAGCCAACCUCCCUCAUCCGCAACUCGUCGAGCGUGUUCGAGCCAUGGAGGCCCAGUUCGAGCCGCUCAGAGAGGCACUCAGGAAGGCGAAUGAUAUGGGCAACGUGCAAGUUGCACAGAAGCUCAGAGACGAGAUCAAGAAGAAGCAGGAUAUGUUCCAGACGGUUAAGACGAUCAUACUGAAGUCGGUGGCGCAAAAACAGCGAGCACAACAAUCACAACGACAGCGAGAGCAGCAACAGCAGCAGCAGGGACAGGAGCAAGGACAGGGCGGACAGCAGCAGGCGGGUCUCAGUCAGAAUCAGGCCGGCCCUUCGAACACGAAUCAGCAGCCUCCAAAGCCUACUCACCCUUCAUUCCUGCCCCAGUCUCAGCCUCAGCAGUCUCACGGUCCUCCACACAUCCAGCAGUCGAACAGCAACAACGGCAUCGGUGGCUCAGGUGCCGUUGGUCUCACUCCAGGUGUAGGGGGUCUUGCCGGUCCGAAUAUGGGAGGCCUUGGAUCACUCGGCCCGGCUUUCAGCAUGUCGCCGAAUCUUGCCGCCGCAGGUCUUGCACCAGGACCCAACGUCCACGCAGGCCCAUCCUCCAAUCGCGGACACGAUCAGCAACACCCACAACAACCACAGCAGCAGCAGCAGCAACCACAGCACAACCGAACGCCUUCGAUGUCCGACAUUCAGGCGUUCCAGAAGUCAUUGGCGGCGCAUACUGCUCAAAACCCGUCCGCAGACGGUCGAAUUCACAAUCUUCCACCAGAUCUUAUGGCGCAGAUGCAGAAGCUGAUGGAACAUCGGGGGAUGCAGCCGCCUGGGGGACAAGUACCGAACAACACGUUAGCGGCUCUAUUGUCGCAGAUACAGCAACAUCAGAAUCAGCACGAUGGGAGCGGAGGUGCUGGCGGCGGCGGUAUGGGCGGUUUGGGAGGACUCGGAGCAUCAGGCCAGUUGCCUGUGAACUUGACGACGGUGAACAGGGGAAAUAAGUGGAUGGGCUUCGUCAGUUGGAGUGGGACGGAUACGGCGACGCAGGAGAAGAAAGAGGUCAGGGCGCAAAUUGUGGCAACCGGUGUGCCAGGCAGCGCCGAGAUGCAUUCUGAGACUUGGCCUCCAGUGCUGUCGCUCGCUCCUAUGAGAGACCCGCCAGUGACGCAUCAGGUUCUGGACAUGUGGUUCAAACAGCACAAACCUGCAUUGUGUAACCUUGAGGCCGCACCGAAUCUCGGUACAAACACGAAUACCAAUCGUGCACAUUACCAGAAACUCGUAACGCUCCUCAAGGAACGUAAUCUCUACGCCUUCGCUAGUUGGGAACUUCCCGGUCAAGCUCGCACGAACAAAAUGCUCAUAACCUGUUUCCGAGACAACCAAGGAAAUGAUAGCCUUCUCGCCGCUGUCUUUCCCCUGGGAACCCUCCCAGAACUCCCGAAGUCGAAGAACGGAGCCGUGUCAUCGUCGGUGCUUCACAUGGUCUCGCAGCUCCCGGCGCAAGUGAGAGAAUGGCCGCAAGAACAGAGAACACAGUUUAUCAUGCAGUUGUUGCAUCGGCAGACUCAGCAGAGUCAGAACCCCGUGCAGCAGGGGUGGCAGAAUAUGAUGGGAUUCAUGCCGGGCAUGAACGGAGCGAAUACGGGCGGAAAUGGUAUGGGUGGUAUGAAUGGUAAUGGGGCGGGCGGGAUGACUGAUAUGAACGGCGCGAGUGGUAGCGGUGGUAAUGGCAUGGGAGGCGUGGGUGGGAUGCAGCAGAACCAACAACACCAGAUGAACGGGGGUAAUCAACAGAUGGGAGGCAUUAAUGGCGGGCAGACGAUGAUGGGCGGGAACAACGGUACACCCAAGUUGAACAUCAAAUCUGGGGAGUUGAAUCCGUUCAUGCCAGGCCAGGCGGCACCGAACAUGGCUGCGAUGCUGAACCGGAUGGGAAACAUGUCCGGGCAGCAGCAGCAACAAGGAGGAAACCAAGGUCAAGGCGGGAACGUAGGAGGCGGGAUGGGUGGGAUGCAACAGUUCAUGCAACAGCAGCAGCAGCAGCAGCAACAACAGCAACAACAGAACAUGAUGGGUAUGGGAGGAGGCGGAAUGGCCGGGAUGGGUGGUUUGACAAUGGGUGGCGGUGGGAACGGAAUGCAGGGCGGCGGUGGCGGGCUUGGCGGGAUGGGGGGAUUGGGAGUGGGGAUGAAUACGGGGAAUGUGGGAAACAUGGGGAACAUGGGAGGGUUCAAUGCGGGUGCCGCGCCCGAAUACACGCCUGCGAUGAUCCAGCAAUGGAUGCAGAGGAAUUCGGAGGGAGGUGGAGGCGGAUCGUCAUAGUCGUCAAGCGUAGAGGUCGCAAUGUCAGUGAUCUAACAAGCGUGUUCUACGUGGAUGAGGUCGGAGGCGCUGUGUGUUGCAGGGUCGAUGUAGACUAUCUAUACGUGUAUACCUAUUUGAUUGUCUCUGUAUUUUUCGUGUUUUGAUUGCUUUCGUUGAAUAUACUCG